CCAGAAUUAAUAGUGACACUAUGAAGUCACAGGGGCCGGGGAAAUUCAAACCCACAGCGCUCGCCGGCUCCGCCCUCGCAUUGGCUGCCCGGUCCCGCCAAUUCACGGCUGUGUGAGAGCGGAGACGUGUCCGUCCGUCCGUCCGUCCGUCGGUCCGUCCGAGGCAGCGUCGGGACCUGGAGGCGGCGGCGGAGCGCGGCGCCGGUGGCAGCGCAGGUGCUGGGAACCAGCCGCAGGGGAGCAGGGACAGGGCAGGACUGAGCUGCCAUCACCUUGCCCAGCCCCGGUGUCACUGCUGAUACUGGCAAUUAAGUGUGAGAGCUCUCAGCAACAGAGCUUGCCAUCCCUGUUGUGUUCUCACGUUCUCUGCAAUCCCCCAGUGUGCUGGUAACAGUGGUGGUAAAAGUGCUGCCAAGCCUGGCUGGAUAAAGGCUUUCCCAGCAGUGUUAGUUCCUUGGGCACAAGGCACUGCUGGGCACAAGGAAAGAGAUUUGGCUUGUCAGUCUGCCAUGGGACACGGGGAGGAGAAGUUCAUCUGCUCCAAGGAUGGCAAUGUGGAGGAUGCCCUGAAUGCCCAGGACAAAGGGGCAUCCCCCCAGCCUGAGGUGCCAGGGGACACCUGGCAAAGGAGCUGCAGAGGAGUCGUGGGAAAGUUCUGUGAGCUCCAUCCAGGCUGUGCCCUGGCGCUGGCUGUGCUCCUGGCUCUGAUCCUGGCUCUGUCGGUGGCUCUGGCUGUGCAAUCGGCAGGGAGCCGUGCAGCGGGGGCAGCUCUGCCUGCGGCCCCGGGGCUGGGCUGUGCCUCUGACUGGGUCGGGUACCGGAACAUGUGCUACUACGUCUCGGUGAACAUCAGCAGCUGGAACGGGAGCCAAGCACAGUGCUCACGGCACGGGGCGUCGCUGGCCAUGCUGCAGGAGGAGUGGGAAAUGGAAUUUCUGCAGCGCCUCCAAGGUGAUUUGGAUUGCUGGGUGGGUGUGAGGAGACAGGGUGAGCACCUGGAGAGAGUGGAUGGCAGCAACUUCACCUUCAGCUCUCUGGUCCAUGGCAAAGCAGACUGUGUCUAUUUGAUUGACAACUCUGUUGCAAGCUCAGGCUGCUCCUUGCACCGGCCCUACAUCUGCAGCAAACCCCAAGCUGUGACUGCAGUGGUGGAGAAAUGACCUUCUGCAGGCUGGGCACCCACAGCUUCAGCCCUUGCCCAGCUCAGAGCAGCACAGGGAUGUCCUACCCACUGCUCCUGCUCUUGGCAACCUCCCACUGAGCUGAUGUGGAAGCUGACAAGUGCCUCAAUGGGAGCUCAGGUCUGGAGGUUUGUUGGGUUUUUUAAUUGCUUCUGUUAGCAGAUUCCAUUGAUUUUACACUGAUGCAGCUCCUGAGGUUGUGGGAGGCCUCUGGCUGUUGGUUCCUGGGCUGUGGAUGGGCCCUUUUUCCUUUCCCUCUCACUUGUUUAGAACUUUCCUUUUCUACUUUUUUAAUAAAAGCCUUUGAGCUUC
Messenger RNA from Colius striatus (speckled mousebird), 1493 nucleotides. RefSeq names its product C-type lectin domain family 2 member B-like. The coding region runs from base 510 to 1160 and encodes 216 amino acids. The record is from RefSeq and is a predicted model, not a curated record. NCBI's taxonomy places the organism in Eukaryota, Metazoa, Chordata, Aves, Coliiformes, Coliidae. The transcript is spliced from 6 exons.